Messenger RNA from Hymenoscyphus albidus, 4248 nucleotides. The record is from the annotation of a GenBank genome assembly. Lineage: Eukaryota; Fungi; Ascomycota; Leotiomycetes; Helotiales; Helotiaceae.
CAACAAUGCGAACUGUACAACAACGCAUUCAACAGCUCGCAAGAUGAGAGAAACCCCUGGCCCUAUGCCAACGCUCCUUUCAACCAUUUCAGCAUGUCUAUUCGCGUUGUAAUCAGCGACUACCCGCAUCGGUCGAUUGCGCUUGUGACAGGCACUCAUGCCCUCAUAUUCCGACACAGCCCUUCAACCACCGACGCAGUACAGAAUGGCUCUUUCACUUCUAUCCAUCAUGUCACCUCCCGAAACUCAAUUGAUGGCGCAGGCUCUUCGCGAUGUAUAGUGGAAUUCGUGGACCGACAUGCAGCAGACUUGAGCGAUUAUCGGACACUGAGCCCAUUGGCAGUACAUGGAACAUUGGGAUUGAUCACGAUCAAUGAUGAUGUCUUCCUCUCAGUUGUUACAUCUUGCGCCAAGGUAGCAACGGUUAGACCUGGCGAAACAGUGGAGAGAAUACAAGGGGUGGAAUUCUACUGCUUGAACAGCUCCGACUACGAUCAUAUCUUCAGCGACAACAUUGAUCCAUAUUCGCAGGAGGCGCAAUACUGGGAUGGGGGUGGAUAUACACGUCGGGAACCAUUGAUGGAACACCCGACUACGGAACUGCGAAAACUCCUGGGAAGUGGCAGCUUUUACUAUAGUACUGACUUUGAUCUUACCAAUAGGCUGCAGGAUCGGUAACAUUCAUUUUCCCAUGGUAGAAGCUACAACUAAUUCUCCCAGAUCUACGGACGCCUCUGUUUUCGAUAUAGCCAAUCUUGACGAAUCUUUUCUAUGGAAUUCAUACAUGAUUGACCCUCUUGUGAAGUUUAGAUCCAGGUUGGUAGCGCACGAGAGGGAUGCAUUGGACAAAUCUCGGAUUCUCACGUCCGCCAUUCGUGGAUUCGUUCUCACAAUUGCCAUUCCAGCCUCUUCUGCGCCAUUGCGAAAUUCCAAAGUCGGUCUUCCAUCUACACUUACCUUGAUAUCCCGGCUCUCGUGCCGCAGAGCUGGAACAAGAUUCAAUAGCCGCGGAAUAGAUGACGAUGGCAACGUGGCGAACUUUGUAGAAUCAGAGACGAUAUACUGGAGUCCCACUGCUGUCGGACAAUCAGAUCAAGCCGCAAAUGAAAAGCCUGCCGGUAUUUGCUUCUCAUAUGCCCAGAUUAGGGGUUCGGUUCCAGCAUUUUGGGAGCAGGCUGCGGGUCUACUCCCGGGACAGCAAAAGAUUACCAUGACAAGAUCAGCCGAAGGAACACAACCCGCUUUUGAUAAGCAUUUUGGAGAGUUGGAACGAAAUUAUGGUGCCGUCCACGUUGUAAAUCUUCUAAGCGAAACCAAACCCGGCGAAGCAGAACUGACAAGGGCAUACAUGUCGGGAAUCAACCAUUCUCCACUCAACCACCCAGGUGAAAAGGAUUAUCAAGAUCACAAACUUCUCGGGGAGACAAGAUUUGACUUUCACGCUGAAACAAAAGGGCCCAAUGGGUAUGAAGCAGCUAGCCUGAUUCGAAGAUACAUUGAGAACACUGCUGAUGGGUUUGCCUACUAUCUAUCUGAAGACGUGGAGGACCCAGCAGAAGAUGCUCUCGAGAAACGACAUAUCAGAACUGUUGUUGUCUUACAACAAGAAGGUGUAUUCCGGACGAACUGUUUGGAUUGCCUCGAUAGAACGAAUCUGAUACAGACCAUCAUCUCACAGAUGGCCGUCGAGUCCUUCUUGAAUCACCGAGGGGAGCGUGCUGCCUCGGAUUUCUGGAUGCGUCAUUCGAGUCUAUGGGCGGAUAACGGGGACGCGCUAUCCAGAAUUUAUGCAGGAACAGGUGCUUUGAAGUCCUCUUUCACACGCCAUGGCAAAAUGUCACUGGCAGGGGCAAUUGCAGAUGCCCGAAAGAGUGCAACUCGGCUAUACAUCAACAAUUUUGCUGAUAAGGGUCGUCAAAAUACUAUUGAUGUUCUGCUUGGGAGAUUGGUUGGACAGGCGCCGGUUCAUUUAUUUGAUCCCAUCAACGACUAUGUGACAGCUGAGUUGUCGAAACGUGCCUCCGAGUAUCAAUCAACAGAGAAUAUUAACAUGUGAGCCGAGACUCUGGAAUCUUUAUAAUGAGCACUACUAACAGGCUGUCAGAUGGUGUGGAUCAUUCAACCUGAAUGGGCGGACCACCGGAAUAGAUCAAGACCUAUCGUCGUGGCUGUGUCCCGAUCUUGAUCUUUCUCAACAACAACCGGAAAUCGUAGCUGUCGGAUUCCAAGAGAUUGUUGAACUUAACCCUCAGCAGAUUAUGAAUAGCGAUCCCACCAGAAAACAAGCUUGGGAAAAGGUCAUCAGACGGACUCUGAACAAGCAUGCUGGCAAGGCCAGUGGUGAGAGAUAUGUGCUUCUACGGAGCGGCCAACUUGUUGGAGCGGCGCUUUGCAUUUUCGUCAAGUCUUCCAUACUGCACAAUAUCAAGAAUGUUGAAGGCAGUGUCAAGAAAACGGGAAUGUCCGGAAUGGCUGGUAACAAAGGUGCUGUUGCAAUUAGGAUGGACUAUGCCAAAACUCAACUGUGCUUCGUCACUGCACAUUUAGCAGCGGGCUUCUCAAACUACGAAGAGCGGAAUCGUGAUUAUGUCACUAUUCAUAACGGCCUGAGAUUCCAGAGAAACCGAGGCAUCGAUCACCAUGAUACUGUUAUUUGGAUGGGCGAUUUUAACUAUCGAAUUGGUCUUGGCUCUGAACGGGUCAAACAAUUGGUCAAAGAUGGUGAUCUAGAGACACUCUACGAAAAUGAUCAGCUCAAUCUUCAGAUGGUCGCUGGUCUUACAUUUCCAUAUUAUUCUGAAUCGAGAAUCACUUUUGAUCCAACCUACAAAUACGAUCUUGGGUCUGAUACCUACGACACAUCGGAAAAGGCAAGAAUUCCUGCUUGGACCGAUCGAAUUCUUCGAAAGGGAACAAAUCUACGUCAAAUCAACUAUAACACAGCACCUCUUCGCUUUUCGGACCAUCGCCCAAUAUACGCUACUUUCCAAUGCACCGUAAGCAUAAUUAAUGAAGAACAUCGAGAAUCCUUGAGUAGAUCAAUUUACGAAAAGAGGCGUGCGGAAGUCGGCAAUCCAACAAUCAAUGAUGCAAGUGAUGACAGCGAUGAUGAGGAUUUGAUUGGAUAUGAUCCAAUUGAACCCGGUCUACCUCCAGCCAGCUCUGAUAGGGGAAAGUGGUGGUUGGACAAUGGACAACCUGCAAGAUCAAUCAUACAACCACCACAGCCAGGACUCAUUCCAAAUCCAGAUCGACCUUCGAAUCCAUAUACUCCAACAGACGAGCCCGACUGGGUAAAGGUUCCUCGAGUACAACCACCAAGGAAAGCCAGUAAAGAUGCCGCACCACCACCGCCAACUCCUCGACAACCAACAAGUGGAACUCGAGUCCUUCCUCCCCCAUUUGUAAAUCCAAACUCUUCAGUCACAUCUUCAACCAGAACCAUGUCCAAUUCAUCUCUCAAAAACACGCCCCCACCACCACCUUCCACCCGUCGUCAAUCCACCUCCACCGCUUCUUCGUCAUCCAAAAAAGCACCACCACCCGUAGCCAAAAAACCCGUUCACCUUGCCUCACCCGCUUCCGCAAAUGUAUCUCCACAGAUGUCAAAUAUAGCCGCCUUUUCAUCGCAGCAAAGCCUACCUCCAACCCAACCAACUCGCUCCACGAAUGCCGACCAUACCGGGUUCGCUCCACCAACACGACGUACGACGGGUGGGAUUUCAAUGUCUGCUAGAAAAGAGAUUAAUAAUGGAAGUGCACCUCCACCUCCACAAUCUCGUCGACCAGGCAGAGCUACCAAGUAUGAGAUGGAAGAUGAUGGACCGCGUCCUAGUCUUCCGCCGAGGAGACCGACGACUGAUUUACUGGAUGGGGAUGGCGAUGAACUUGGAGGGUGGACGGCUUUGAAACCUAAUUAGAAAUUUGAAUGGUUCUCACCCUUUUUUUUCAAUUAGAGGAAAACUAUUUUCUUGUUUGGUAUGGGAAAAAGCGUGCGAGCGUGCAUGCGUGCUUUCAUUGAUAGAAUGUGGGGGAUGAUGAUGGUACGGUAAAGGAAGGGGAGAGAAAUGAUCCGUUAAUAGGGAAACAGAACAGAACAGAAUAGUACAUGAGACCCCCUUGGCUGGGGAAAAAGCUACCUUUUUAAUGAUUGAUGGGGUUGAAUGAAUGAAUAAACCAGGGGCUUAUAAAUAGACCUUUCUUUCUUUUGAGAUAUGUGCUUGGCUUGCUUGCUUUACUUACUUGACG